Xyrauchen texanus (razorback sucker) is the source of this 4429-nucleotide messenger RNA. RefSeq names its product calmin-like. NCBI's taxonomy places the organism in Eukaryota, Metazoa, Chordata, Actinopteri, Cypriniformes, Catostomidae. Gene Ontology annotation, biological process: nuclear migration. Gene Ontology annotation, cellular component: nuclear outer membrane; meiotic nuclear membrane microtubule tethering complex; cytoplasm. Bases 301 to 3579 code for a protein of 1092 amino acids. The record is from RefSeq and is a predicted model, not a curated record. The transcript is spliced from 13 exons. Gene Ontology annotation, molecular function: actin filament binding.
CAGAGGUAGUAGGCGUGCACAUAUCAUCGAAACAUUAACCAGGUGAUUUUUCCUCGCACAUUUCCUCUCGUUUUCUUCCUCCAAGCUGCACCGAAGAGACGACUUCUGCGACACGAGGAAACAAAAUAACUUUACUGGAACAAUGCAGGAACCGAACAGGAGCAUCUCUUCAGAUCUAGACCCUUAGGAAUCCCACUCAUGGCUACCGCCUUGGCACCCGCAUUUUGAAAGAGAGCAAUCUACCGAAAUCACGGGACGGGAGUUUUAUAAAGCGAGGAGCGAGUCUCUUCUGUGAUUCAGAUGGCGGGACACGAGUGGGAUGAUUGGUUUGAACGGGAGGAAUUGAUCGGGCAGAUCAGCGACAUCCGAGUGCAGAAUCUGCAAGUUGAGAGGGAGAUGGUGCAGAAGAGAACAUUCACCAGAUGGAUGAAUCUACAUCUAGAGAAGUGUAACCCUUCUAUGGAGGUACGGGAUCUUUUCCGGGAUAUCCAAGAUGGACGGAUUCUAAUGGUCCUACUUGAAGAGCUCUCAGGAUGCAAACUGCUGCAUGGGUUUAAGCCAUCCUCGCAUCGUAUUUUCAGGCUCAAUAACAUCGCCAAAGUAUUGACGUUUCUUGAGGAAAGAAAUGUGAAAUUAGUCAGCAUUGAUGCAACAGAUAUCGCAGAUGGCAAUCCAUCCAUAGUGCUCGGGCUUAUCUGGAAUAUCAUCCUCUUUUUCCAGAUCAAGGAACUCACAGGGAACAUUAAGAGUCAGUUCCCCUCCUCCUCCAGCCUGUCAUCCAUUCCCACCAGCUCCGAUUCAGAUACUUCUCACUCCAGCACCCCCUCAGAAGAGAGGAAGCCCACCAUUGCUCCAAAAGGUCACGGGAAGGUGAUCAAAACCCUCCUGCAAUGGGUCCAGAGACGUACAAGAAAAUAUGGAGUUGCUGUACAGGACUUUGGGAAGAGCUGGACAAGUGGCCUGGCUUUUCUUGCUGUGAUUAAGUCCAUUGACCCCAGUCUGGUAGAUAUGAGGAGAGCCCUGCUUAGAUCACCCAGAGAGAACAUUGAGGAAGCCUUCAGAACAGCACACUACAGUCUUGGCAUCCCAAGGCUCCUGGAACCUGAGGAUGUGACCUUGAAUCCCCCUGAGGAACAAUCCAUAAUGAUCUAUGUAUCCCAGUUUUUGGAGCACUUUCCUGGAAUUGAAGAGGAGGAGACGUCAGAUAUUCUGGAAAGAAGUAAAAUCACUGCUCGAACGAACGAUCCUCCUUUUCGGAAUGACGUACAGAGGAAACGAGAGUAUUAUACGGUCAAGAGAGACUUGGUUCAGCCACCACCCAAGAUCUUCAUCUCCUCUGUGUCUGAAGAUCGUGAACAGAUCACCUCCCCUGUCCCCUCACAGACCCCUGAGGACAGACCCUGGGCCAGUGAAGGGUCAUCCAUGGGUUCUAGUCCUGCAGAUGACAAGCCUCUGGACCUGAACAAAGACGUGUCCACCGACUCCGCAUUCAACUCACCAGACUCGUGGAUAGAGGAACCAAGUGAAACUACUCAGCAAGAGAACAGUCAGUGGAUCAAAGAUGAUCCAACAAUCGAGAGCAGUAUGCCUGGUGAGAGGUAUUCGACCACCCCUAGCGAAAUGACCUCAGAUCUAGGUUCACCAUUUUCACAAGUUAGCACUACAGAGAACCAGUUGGACCAAGAGCUUUUCAUAGAUCAGGGCAGUUAUUCCCUCGGCUCCAUAGAUAGUUUACAUGCCAAAUCAACAUUGCCACCUGAAGAGGAGGAAGCUUACAAAUACAUCUUGGAUCUUAACAAGAAAGAAUCUGAUAAUCAUUUGCCAAGCGAAGACAUGAGGAAUAAAUCUGAUGCAGUAAACUUAGAACAAACAGAAACAGAACAUUCGGAAUACCAGGAAUCAGACAAGCCACCUCCUGAUUUGCAAAGCGACUCAGGAUACAAUCAGGAUUAUAAGGAAGCCAUGCAAGCUCAACCUGAGGGUGUUAGCGAGGCUCCAUUAAUUACUGCCAUUGAUGAAGAAGUGGGUGCACUUGAAAUGAAAAUUGAAUUUGAAGCUUUUCAGUACAAUGAGUCUUCCAAUACAGGAGCCAUGCAUAGGAACUGUCUCGAAUUUACAGAUAGUGCUAAGGAAAAGCCAAAUGUUUUUAAGGAUGAGACUGAGCCCGAAUGCCCAGUUCUCCAGUAUGAGAGGGUUUCCAUAUCAAGUGAGGAAGACAUUAAAUUGUGCACAGAUCUAACUGAAGAACAUACAGAGGAAUCAGAUGUAAACAAUCUUCCAAAUAUCUUAAAUGGUCAUGCUGAGACCAAGGAGGACCUCCAAGACGGGGAACCAAGAGGUGUUUUAGAAAGUGAAGAGAAGAAACAGAAUAAUAAUGACCAAAAAGAACCUUUGGUGUUGUCAGAUCCGUGCCAAAUAGAAGCAGAAGUUUCUGAUGAAGAUCACAUGUGUUACAUGUGUGGAGCUCCAGUGGCAAAGAGCUUGACUGAAUCCAUUGAACAAUAUGCAGAUUCAGACUCGGUGCAUUUAAGUGUGUCAGAAACAGGUGGAAACUUUAGGGAAAAUCCAAGAGAGAAUGAUGCAUUAAAUGGAAUUGUAAGUGUUCUCGAGAAUAAGCCAGGAGAGACUAAAAGUAUUUGCAGGGAUCAACGUAAGAGCAUGUUAGAAAGUGGAUCAGAGAGCAGAAGGGAGAAGGAAUUUUCACACAAUUCAAAUGGUGAAAGCCAAGUUCAGGUUUCAGCCAACAAGGAGCCUGGCGAGGCCAAAGAUAACAGGCCCAUGUCUGUAAUUCCCCGUGAUGUAGUGGACUAUGAUGUUCCCAAAUCUGACAGCAACAUCCGUGAGGGAGAUAAGAACUCCUCUACCUCAUCUCCAAGGCACAGACCGCAGCUAGGAGUAGCCAAAAGUGAGCAGACUGUCACAGAUCAAACAUCUGGUGGUCAUUCCUAUGAGGAAACUACUUUUAUCGGUGUCCACCCUGAAAGACGGCCGACGGAGCUCCGCUUGGCCCUAAGCGUGACACCACUCCAGCCUGCACCUCCUAAGUGCUCGCUUACUGAAUCCGACACAGACACCGAAGAUGCUUCAGAGGGCCACGGCGAGGGACUUAAGCAGAGAAAGGCAAGAGUUGGAUCUGUGCAUAUCCAGGAGCAGAGCCCAUUUGACAGGCACCCAGGAGAAUGGGGCGCGGGGGAGCCUGAUUCGCCCGCUGAGCACUGUGAGCUCAUUAAGACAGAUGAAGACUUGACCAGUGCCAGAGAAAACACUGGGACUCCGAGGGAAGAAGCUGUCACAGAUGCAAGCCAACCUUUGACUACUAUACAUCUGAGAAAGGUUGUUGACACCAGUGAAUCAAAGCAGGGACAAAAUGGGAAGGCCAUAGAUGUCAAAGUUAACAGUACCAUCUCAAAGAAAAGCUUGGAGAACAAGACUGCUGCAAGUCCAGAAAGCACAUAUGAUAUAACCUGGGUUGACAUCUACAUUCUCUUGGCUUCUUGGCUCUUCGUCUACUGCCUUUUUGUCCUGCCACAGAUUGACCCGCAGACACUUCCUAAACUCCUCUUCAACAUAGAUGAAUGACUCGUAAUUAUAACAUGCACAAAGGUCUGAUCAAGAUUCUUAUAAUUAACAUGAACUAAGACCCCUGACCAAUGGUUUGAUCUUUUAAGACUAACUUAAAAGGAUAGCACAUUUCGCUUUAUAUUGAUUCGUUUUGUUGCCUUUUAUUUCCUUACAUAUCUGCUCACAAAGACUAAUGGAAAGCUUCUUUUUGGUUAUUGGUAAUCAGUCAACUUUUACUGGAUAACCUUUGGAUAAAUGUAUAUACGUAUGUUAUCUGCACCUAAUUUUAUGGUACACAUGCUACGUAACAUUUCGAUUAUUUAUAAUGCUUCUGAAGAACAUGCUUUUUGGCCAUUUAUGUGGUUUUUGCUUACACUAUAUGAAGAAACAAGCAUCUGCAAGACUGUGCAACUGUUUGUACAAAAAUAAGUGAAGGUUUUUGGUAUGCUUUAAAGCUAAUGUGCUAGGAGAUUUUUGAAUGUAUCUUACAAAAGUGAACACAUCAGUCUUGCGCCUUUUUAUUUCUAUGUAGUCAACAAAGGUUUUUCAGCACAAACAGAUGCUUAGAUGAUAUUCCAGUAAGUUUAAACUACAUUUUUUAAGAGAUGAGGCCAGGGUAUCUGUGGCACAUAUUUUAUAAAGGAAAACCAUAUAGGCCUUUCUAAGUUAUAAAGGAGCUGUUAUGGUGUCAGCAGAACUUUUUUAAAUUCAAGACAAGAACUGCCAAAGAUUCAGUUAAAGAAACUGAAAACUAACCCAGACACAGUGAACAGAUUAUACAAUAGACUAUUAUUUUAACAAUAAAUUCUGCACUUUCACACACACAUAUAUAUAUAUAUAUAUAUAUAUAUAUAUAUAUAUAUAUAUA